This is a messenger RNA of Helobdella robusta, 600 nucleotides long. RefSeq lists its product as hypothetical. Lineage: Eukaryota; Metazoa; Annelida; Clitellata; Rhynchobdellida; Glossiphoniidae. Gene Ontology annotation, cellular component: Golgi apparatus; endoplasmic reticulum; COPII-coated ER to Golgi transport vesicle. The transcript has 5 exons. The annotation marks the transcript as partial. The record is from RefSeq and is a predicted model, not a curated record. Gene Ontology annotation, biological process: endoplasmic reticulum to Golgi vesicle-mediated transport; Golgi organization; intracellular protein transport.
ACUUGCUUGUUCUUAUUACAUUUUCUAUCUGAAAUUUCUUCAAUUCAAUUCAAUCUUCCUGCUGGUCAAAAGAAAUGUCUGAAGGAAGAGAUUCACAAAGAUGUCCUGGUCACUGGUGAAUAUUCAAUUACAGCUGUUCCUGAACAGAAAGCCAGCUUAAAAGUUGUAGAUUCUAAAGGUCAUUUCCUAUACAACAAAGAAGAUGCAGAGAAGGGCAAGUUUGCCUUCACCACUGAGGAAUUUGAUAUGUUUGAAAUUUGCUUUGAAAGCCACGUUCCCCAUGGUGUUCAUGGGUUGGAUAGGGAAGUAUCCCUCACAGUUAAAAGAGGUGUAGAAGCUAAAAAUUAUGCAGAUAUUGCCAAAGCUGAAAAAUUGAAACCUAUGGAAUUGGAAUUGAAAAAGUUAGAAGAUUUAUCUGAAGCAAUUGUUUCUGAUUUUGCUCGGAUGAAAGACAGAGAAGAGGAGAUGAGAGAUACUAAUGAAUCGACUCAUUCAAGAGUCUUGUACUUCAGCCUCUUUUCCAUGUCUUGUUUACUGGGUUUAGCAACUUGGCAGGUGCUAUAUCUCCGACGUUACUUUAAAUCCAAGAAGCUGAUUGAG